This is a messenger RNA of Propithecus coquereli (Coquerel's sifaka), 879 nucleotides long. Its product is annotated as myomegalin-like. Lineage: Eukaryota; Metazoa; Chordata; Mammalia; Primates; Indriidae. The record is from RefSeq and is a predicted model, not a curated record. The coding region runs from base 1 to 879 and encodes 292 amino acids. Gene Ontology annotation, cellular component: microtubule organizing center. The transcript has 6 exons.
AUGAAGAGGAACGACAAGUCCUGCUGCAGCCGCCAAUGCCACUUCGGCUGCUGCUGUCGCGCAUCUCGCCGGGCUCACCACGCGCCUUACUGGUCCGGGGACGAGGCGCGAGCCCCGCAGUCCCCACGGCAGCCCCCGGGCCGGGAAAGACGGCGCCCAGAGCUGGCCGGGAGCUGGGCGGCGGCGGCCGAGGAGGAAGAAGCGGCCGCGGUGGCCGCGCCCUGGGUGAGAGAUUAUUUUGCAGAGGACCAUGGGGAGAUGGUACCCAGAACAAGUCAUGCAGCAGCUUUUCUUAGUGACACUAAAGAUCGAGGCCCUCCGAUACAGUCACAGACCUGGAGAAGUGGUGAGAAGGCCCCCUUUGGGCAGACAUAUUCCUUGAGAGCAUUUGAGAAACCCCCUCAGGUGCAGACUCAAGCUCUUCGAGACUUUGAGAAGCACCUCAAUGACCUGAAGAAGGAGAACUUCAGCCUCAAACUGCGCAUCUACUUCCUGGAGGAGCGCAUGCAACAGAAGUAUGAGGCCAGCCGGGAGGACAUCUACAAGCGGGUGAGUGCGGGGCUGGAUGCUCUGGGGGCUGAUGUGGAGAAUCCCAACAGCCAUAAUGAAGCCGAGCUCCGGCGCCAGUUUGAGGAGCGACAGCAGGAGACGGAGCAUGUUUAUGAGCUCUUAGAGAAUAAGAUCCAGCUUCUGCAGGAGGAAUCCAGGCUAGCAAGGAAUGAAGCCGCACGGAUGGCAGCUCUGGUGGAAGCAGAGAAGGAGUGUAACCUGGAGCUCUCAGAGAAACUGAAGGGAGUCACCAAGGACAGGGAAGAUGCACCAGGAAACCAGGUCAAGCCUGACCAAUACACUGAGGCCCUGGCCCAGAGGGACAAGUAG